Molecule: messenger RNA, 1239 nt
Organism: Seminavis robusta
Lineage: Eukaryota; Bacillariophyta; Bacillariophyceae; Naviculales; Naviculaceae
Source: the annotation of a GenBank genome assembly
AUGGACCAUGAAUACGAACAAGAUGCCGCACUACUUUUGCAGCUCUUUAUUCUAUCGGUGGGCCUUCUCCUGUGUCUACCGGGCGAACCUAGGAAUCCUUCCUUUUUCGAACAAAGGUUGGCUUGGAAGCGCUACAGUGAGAAACACCAGAAGCGUUCGACGUUUACAAGACGACUUAGAAUGGGCAAGGAUAGCUUUGACAAGCUGCUUUCGUUCAUAGUUGACGACUUGCUAGUAAACGAGACCCAGGCUGUGAGAAGAGGAGGUUCCAUCAUUCCCGCACUCUGUCUUUACUGCACGCUUCGAUAUUUAGCUGGUGGUUCCUAUCUUGAUAUUACGGAUAUAGCUGGAAUAUCCAAGAGCUCGUUCUAUCGCGUAUUAUGGAAGACAAUAACGGCAAUAUGUAAGUGUCCGCAGUUGAAAAUCCGCUUCCCCAAUACAGGGCAGGAAAUAAAGGACGCAAUAGACGGCUUUGCUGGGAUAUCCGAUGGUGGCGCCAUUAGCAACUGUGUGGGUGUUGUCGACGGCUAUCUUAUGCGUAUCAAGGUUCCAACCAAGAAGGAAACUGGCAACAUUCGAAGUUUCUUCUCCGGCCAUUACCAGUGCUAUGGAGUAAACAUCCAAGCUGUGGCCGAUCAUCAUUCUCGGUUUAUCUUCUUUGCCUAUGCUGCUCCUGGAGUCUCAGACGACCGUAAUGCAAUGCGGCAAUGUGCUUUACAUGGUUUGGUGGAGUCGCUUCCAGCCGGUGCUUGCGUAAUCGGCGAUGCUGCGUAUAUCCCCACAGAGCGCAUGGUGCCAAUAUACCAGGGUACCGACAAAUUGAUCCCGCUGUACGACAAUUUCAACUUCUAUGCCAGUCAGUGUCGCAUACGUGUUGAAAUGGCCUUCGGUAUUAUGCAGAUGAAAUGGGGCAUACUCGCACGUCCUCUUGGCUGUUCCUUGAAGAACAUGCUGUGGUUGGCUCAGGCUAUAGCUCGUCUACACAACUUUUGUAUCAACGAGCGCCUUGAAGCUGCCGGAACUGUUGACAAUGACACCGUCCUCAGCACAAAUGGUACCGGAUAUAUUCCUAGUGUUCCGCAUGAUGCCGAUGGGGAUCCCGUGCGGUUGGACAAUAUCUUCAAGGGUAGUUUUGAGGGGAAUUCCUACCUACGGGAAUUCAUGGCAAAAAGAAUCAAAGGUCUACAGCUGCAACGGCCUUCGCGGAAUAAAAAGCGUAGAAGGAGAGAAGACGAGUAA